CAGGCCGGAAGUGGAGACCCCAGCACCCUUCACGCGGAGCAGGAAGUACGAAAGGGAGGCGCAGACUCGCCGGAAGCCGAGCCCCGGACACGCCCACUUGCCGGAAGCGCCGGCGGUGUUUCUCCGACAGGGUUGCUCUUUGACAGGAUUGCUGCGAAGGUGGACAGGCGGCGGGGUCAGGGCGGAGGCUGAGGACCUAGGAGGCAUGGCGGAGGGCGGGAGCCCCGAUGGGCGGGCCGGCCCGGGACCCGCAGGUCCUAAUCUGAAGGAGUGGCUGAGGGAGCAGUUCUGUGACCAUCCACUGGAGCACUGUGAAGAUACGAGGCUCCAUGAUGCAGCCUAUGUAGGGGACCUCCAGACCCUCAGGAACUUACUGCAAGAGGAGAGUUACCGCAGCCGCAUCAAUGAGAAGUCUGUCUGGUGCUGUGGCUGGCUCCCCUGCACACCACUGAGAAUUGCAGCCACCGCAGGCCAUGGGAACUGUGUGGACUUCCUCAUACGCAAAGGGGCGGAGGUGGACCUGGUGGAUGUCAAAGGGCAGACUGCCCUGUAUGUGGCUGUAGUGAACGGGCACCUGGAGAGCACUGAGAUUCUUUUGGAAGCUGGUGCUGACCCCAAUGGCAGCCGGCACCACCGCAGCACCCCUGUGUACCAUGCCUCUCGUGUGGGUAGGGACGACAUCCUGAAGGCUCUUAUCAGGUAUGGGGCGGAUGUUGAUGUCAACCACCAUCUGACUCCUGACACCCGCCCCCCUUUCUCCAGGCGGCUGACCUCCUUGGUGGUCUGUCCUCUGUACAUCAGUGCUGCCUACCAUAACCUUCAGUGCUUCCGGCUGCUCCUCCAGGCUGGGGCAAACCCUGACUUUAACUGCAAUGGCCCUGUCAACACCCAGGAAUUCUACAGGGGCUCCCCUGGGUGUGUCAUGGAUGCUGUCCUGCGCCAUGGUUGUGAAGCAGCCUUCGUGAGCCUGCUGGUAGAGUUUGGAGCCAACCUGAACCUGGUGAAGUGGGAAUCCCUGGGCCCAGAGGCAAGAGGCAGAAGAAAGAUGGACCCUGAGGCCUUGCAGGUCUUUAAAGAGGCCAGAAGUAUCCCCAGGACCUUGCUGAGUUUGUGCCGUGUGGCUGUGAGAAGAGCUCUUGGCAAAUACCGACUACAUCUGGUUCCCUCGCUGCCGCUGCCAGACCCCAUAAAGAAGUUCCUGCUUUAUGAGUAGUAUUCCAAUGCAGCGCUGACUGCAGUGUGGAAGCCAGUCAUCUGCAGGGGAAACUGACACGAACUCUGGCGUCCUGGGAACCAUGGCCUGUGCUGCCAACUUGGUCCUUGGCUGUCAGUGAAGAAGAAACGGCCGUGUUCUCUUGGACUGUGAUUCCAUCUCAGGUGCUUGGGCCAUCGAAUGCUCCUUGAGUCAUUGUCAACUGAGAGGCGCAUACAAGCUUAAUUUUGUUCCUCUUCAGUCUCUCUGUUUUGGAUUCUUUUCUGUGUGCAGUGUGGGCCGAGCCUGGUGAUCGCCCCAGUGGGGAAGGCUUUUUUCUCCAGAGCUAUGCAUCUAUUUAUGUUCCUACUUUGCAAUGUAUUGUUCUUUUAAGGCUUGAUAUCCAAACAAAAAGAGCAGUUUGUUAAGAAAAUAUGUAGGGAGCAGGAAUGUGGUUCACGCACUCGCUAGCCUCCUUUCCUGCCUGGGUUUGUCAGUACAUGCUGCCGAUGCUUGUCUGUAUAUGCUGCGGUGCACAUCCCUUCUCAUGGCUGCAGCUUUCUCUCUUGGGAGUUGUCCUCAGUCCAAGAUGGCUUCUGGGUUGCUAUCUUAUUGCAUGGAGGUCCCAGAACAGUGUUCACAGGCACUAUCAGUUCUGCCUAGGGUUUUCUGAUGUCUCACCCUGGGGAUCUUCAGACAGUGAUUACCUUUAGGAGACCCACCUGAAACUAACCACAUUGCCUACAUUCAGACCAGGGACCAUCUUAAUAGCACUCACUGCCAGUCCUUACAAGAUAAGAUGACACGGGGUGCUCUCUUCAGACCCUCCCAUACAGGAAGUGGGAAAUGUCUCAGUCACCUGGGUAGAGCUACAGCUUCUUGGUAUCCUCCAGAUAGGACAUCUGGGUGUUGGGUGACUUUUCUCCCACUUUCUGGCCCAAUGCCUUUCUGGGUGCUCCUAAAGGUCCUUCCCUGGCCUGCCCAGGGUUGUUGGUGAGUGAGAGAGAAGAACUUAUUGCAGGUGUGUUUAGCUCUUGAGGUGUGAGAGUCAUGAGCAGGUGGGUCAGGAACUACGGGCUUGAGCAUCCUUAGGUUGUUCCUGUUACAGUGAAAUCACCUUUUGUCAUUUUGAAUAAUCCUUUUAGGAUUAUUGUGUGGAUCUGUGAUGAUUAUAGACUUGAGAAUGUUUAGGGACAAGCAGAUACUAAAUCUGUUUAGAUUUUGGCCAUAAAAGGAAUCUAACUUGUUUGUGUUUUAGCUGAUCAGUCAGGCAGUUGUGGCCUUUGUAUUCUGUGAAUGGAGUUCCAAAACCCACCCCAGUGCCUCAGGAAGGCCCUGGGCAGUAACACAAGCUGGUCCAAAUGUGCUACAUGAGUUCUGGUGGGCCUUGCUCAGCCCUAGCCAGUGAGUCCUGGAUCUGGAGCAGGAAUGAGCUGACUGGAGCCUGUUCCUGUCUCCCCACAGCUGUUCUGUGGCUUGGCACAGAUCUUUGCUUGGUCUGGAGUAGCUUCCUCUGUUCUACGCUUUUCAGAAUCUCAGCACUGUGAGGUUCUUCUGCUUGUUCAAAACUUGCAUCUGGCAACUCUGAAUGUGACACAGCGUUGGCACUGACAGAAGACAUUUUCCCUUGUCUCCAGUAGUGCUCUGAAAGCACUGCACAUCAUUACUGUCAAGGUGUGACACGAGGUGUGGGUGAUGUGACCUUGGUGAGGACUGACCCUCUACUUAGCAGCCUCUGAGCUCUGUACCUGCAUCCUCCCUAGCGUGGAGAUGUGGUAGCUUGACUCACUGCCUCCUGGCUGAGCUGGCUCCAGCAGAGGAGCUCCAUAGCGCACAGCAAGAAGCCUGAAGGCUGCCCCGGCUUGUCGGCGUGUCGGUGGGGUUGUGGCUGUUACUGGGGCAGCCACUUGAUUUAAAUGGAGGCUUGUGCAUCCAAUUUUGGCCAGGCAGGUUGGAACCAGUGCUGAUUCUUCAGAAUUUAUCUUUUCAAUGUUGGGCUUUUAGACAUAUGUCCAGAAACCUGCCAAUGCAAUGCCAUAUAUUUUGUAACUAUUUUCCUUGUGUGUCUGUCUGUCUCUCUAUGUCUAUGUAUGUGUGUAUUUAUUUAUUAUUAUUUAUUUAUUUAUUUACUUAUUUAUUUAUACCCUUCUUCCAUAAGAGGACUUAAGGUGGAGAGUCUUGUUCUGUUUUGACAGUAGGUAAAUUUAGGGAAAAAUAUUGAUAAAGUAGGUAAUUAAUUUUCAAAUGUUAACCAGUACUGUUGCCAGGCUUAAGGACCAUCAUUUCAAAGUUUCCCCUUUUCUCUUUCAUGAAUGAGUUUUUUUUUAGAUAAAAAUUUCCUGAGAGAAUAAGUACUGACUAUGGGCCUGAGCUGAGGGGAAUUAAGUCUGAGGGCUGCCCUGGCCUGUGCUCAGCCAGUUCCUGGAGCAGUGGAGGCUCCACAGCAGACAGGAAGAGUUUCCUGCUGUGCCUUUCCGUGGGUGCUGGUGAGGUCCCGUGAAGAGCUGACACCUGAAGGAACUUUGUUUGGGAGUGGUCUCUGUCCUGAGAAAACUGCCUCUUAGAGGAAGUACACUUGAGGUGGUCGCUGUGCUGAGAGCCCAGUCUGGAGAUGGGAUUGAACUUGCGGGGCAGGUGACCAUCUCGGCCCACAGGAGAGCCAUGCAGGUGAAAGGGUAAGGACAGCUUGUAAUGCCCGAGGAAUCAGAUUUCCUCAGCUGACUGGAUUGUCUUUUAUUCUUCUUUUAUUUGUUCCCGACAAAUGACAGACGGCUUGCUGGAGAAGGAUGGUGUGGGGCUAUGGCUUUGCAUGUAAAACACUCUUGGUUGCAAUCCACAGCAAUGCUCUUUUCACGUUUGCUUGCUGCUGAAAUCCUGCCACAAUCUGAUUGUAGCGGAUGUUACAUAUUAAUGAGGAAGUUUUGGAUCCGAAAUAGCCUGCCUGGUGGUGAAAGGCGGCAUUGUGGCUCUCCCACUGCCUGGGGUAACCUCAAGGAUCACUGUGUAUGGCCUGAGAAGUCUAGACAUGCUUUUGAAGGGCCUCUACCACCCCAGGUCAGUGAGGUCACCCUCAGAAAGUCAGUGUGACCUUUUUGGUAAGGCUUGCUUGUCCCUUACUCAGGCCUUGGGAACCAGUGGCACCUAGGAUGCUGGUAAUGUCACCAGUGGUGGUCUGCUGGUACCCGUGUCUCCUUGGUGCCUACACACCAGGCACUUGGAGACUAAUCCUGACCUGCAGGGGUCUAAUGACUUUCCAUCAGCACAGAGCGGUUCCUGGAGGCGCCUCUGGACUUGGGGCGCUCCUUUCUUCCCCUUGCUCAUUUUCACCUCAUUGCCCUCCUUCCCAUAGUUCCUUGGUGUGCAGUAAAGUAAUGGGUACACGAACAGAACUGGUUAGGGAUUCCUAGUCAUCCCGGAAAAGUCCCGUAGAUGGGCACACGCAAGCUUUGAAGUGGCAGGGAUCUGUGGCAUUUACUACACACUCCAGCCUGGCAAAGGGUGACGGAGUGAGGAGAACACGGGAACUGCUGUAGCCUUAACAGACACCUGGCACCCAGUGCUACUGAUGUGCGGAACUCUUCUGCACUGGGGAUCCAACCAGAUCCUGUGCAUGUGAGGCAAGCACUCUACCACUGAGCUGUAUCCUUAUUCCUUAGAUAAACCAAGCAAUUGAAGGAUUGUUUGACAUGAAUCGAGAUUGACAUUUAUGAACCUAGCUGUCUUGGAUGUGCAAUGUGACAGUUUGCAUCUGACAUCUUUCCAGCAGUGCCCUGUGCUCCCCUGCGGUGUCUGCACAGCAUCCACUACUUGUGUUGGUAUUGGGCAUGUGUAGUGUAUCAUGCCAUAGGACCUGUGUGCUUGUGCUGAAGACAUGCUCACUGCAACCCUCCACUUCCUGUUUGAGGGUGAAGGAGUGCUUGUCGGCAGUGGCCAGGACUGACUGUUUUCGCUCUUGUGCCUAGUUAAGAGAUUUCAAAAGGUCAAUGACAUUUUUAUACAUUGUUAUAAUAAAUGCUUUAUUGCCCUCUGAUUUCCUUUCCACAUGCCUUAAUUUUGUGGCCUGUGUCUCAUUGGAUAGAAUCUUCCUCUCUGUGCAGUUUUUUAUACAUUAGUUCAUUCAUUCAUUCAUUCAUUCAUUCUGUGUGAUGUGUGUGUCCUCUUGUACCUGCAUUCCCAUGUAAGCUGUGGUGUGAAUGUGGAGAUCAAAGGACAAUGUUUGGGAGUUGGUUCUCUUCUUCUACCAUAUGGGUUCCAGGGAUUGAACUCGGUCACAUGGUAGAAAGUGCCUUUACCGCCUGAGCCGUCUUACAGCCUCCACCUGCAGCUGUGUGCACAGUUCAGGUGGGAGGGGCUGGCUCCUGGAUAGCUUCCUAUGGCCGGAGGGAAGGUUCUGAAGCGGGAGUCUAUAGCUGUUCAGGGUUCUUGGGGCUUCAGGGAGAAACCUUUACUUUUGCCCAGGAUUAAACUAUCUAGCGUUGCCUGGCUCACCUGGUGCCUCUGGCUCCAGGACUGAAGAAAGUUGCUUCUCGCAGCUUCCCACCCAGUAACAUUGCACAGCAUUCUGUGUGUGGGGACAUGAGGGUCACUGCCAUUUGAGCCCCAUGUGAUAUGUGACUUAUUUCGCCAGUCGAGGGUGAGAUCUGGCAACUUGGGAUAAGCCUGGAGUGACUGAACUGAAUAAAGGUAUUUCUUCAUCUCGA
Molecule: messenger RNA, 5892 nt
Organism: Apodemus sylvaticus (European woodmouse)
Lineage: Eukaryota; Metazoa; Chordata; Mammalia; Rodentia; Muridae
Gene: Asb1
Product: ankyrin repeat and SOCS box containing 1
Exons: 5
Coding region: 206-1213 (335 amino acids)
Biological process (GO): intracellular signal transduction; protein ubiquitination
Cellular component (GO): ubiquitin ligase complex
Molecular function (GO): protein binding
Source: RefSeq, a predicted model, not a curated record